Messenger RNA from Aaosphaeria arxii CBS 175.79, 1053 nucleotides. RefSeq lists its product as uncharacterized. NCBI's taxonomy places the organism in Eukaryota, Fungi, Ascomycota, Dothideomycetes, Pleosporales. The transcript is spliced from 2 exons. Bases 72 to 737 code for a protein of 221 amino acids. The record is from RefSeq and is a predicted model, not a curated record.
GCCUGGCGCCUUCGAUGGUGGUUGCGUCAUUGGCUGGAAAACAUCAUACUCGACAACCUCCAUCCAAAGCCAUGUCCAGCAACAUACAACGCAGCUUUAGGUUCACACUCACAGGUCAGCUCUUCUCCCGAACAAAACCUCACACGAACAAUAUCACACGUCGCCUCACCCCACCUAUCCUCGCAAACCCAUCCUCACGCAAAUCCACUACGACAUCCUACCCCACCACCACCACCACCACCACCACCACAUCCUCACGAACCCUCCACACCACACCCACACCCGCCAUGUCCUCAGACGCAGACUACGCCUCCUUCCUCGACAAAGCAAACCAAUCCACCAACGACGGCUCGGCGUCCGCAUCAAGCAAGAAAGACGUCGGCACCAAGAGCGUCAACACAGCGGUGCCGCAGCCGCUUCAGGAGGUCGAGGAGUACUUCGUCAGCGACGCGGAUGAGCCGUUUGAGCCUGUUGCGCUGAAGUUCGAUGGGAAGGGGAGUGUUAGCGCUGACGACCUCAAAUCCCUCCUCAGCCACGCAUCCGCCGUCACGCCCGCCGACGAGAAACAGCUCUCGGGUUACAAGAAGGUCAUCGAGGCGGUGAAGAAGGCGGGCAAUGGGAAGGUGGCGUACUUCCGGGUCGAGCUGGGGGGCACCCGCACCGAGUAUUACGUCGUUAGUGUUGAUGAGGGGGAGGGGCGACUCGUGGGGUUGAAGGCUUUGGCGGUGGAGUCGUAGGUUGGGGUGUUGGUAGGAUAUGAAUACAUAAGCUCUGUGUCGCUUUCUAGGUGUUGUUCUGCAUGUGUUGGGGUAUUUUGAAAUGAACGACGUAUGAUGUGUGUGCAUUUGGGAUGUAUGAUCUCGGAUUUGACCGUCUCAGGGGAAGGCGGAUUCAAGUGACUCGACAUGUGGGCCUACUUCAACCUACGCCAAAGAUCCAUGCUAUACAGUAGCCAUGGCAUCAACAUCCAACAAAACAGUCAUCCCCCCUCUAUGUGCAGAUAGGUAAGAAUGCGAAUUGAAUCGUUUGAACGUUACUUUCCCUUCCUAGGAG